Penicillium griseofulvum is the source of this 423-nucleotide messenger RNA. RefSeq names its product 60S ribosomal protein uL14. Gene Ontology annotation, cellular component: ribosome; cytosolic large ribosomal subunit. Gene Ontology annotation, molecular function: large ribosomal subunit rRNA binding; structural constituent of ribosome. The record is from RefSeq and is a predicted model, not a curated record. NCBI's taxonomy places the organism in Eukaryota, Fungi, Ascomycota, Eurotiomycetes, Eurotiales, Aspergillaceae. The transcript is spliced from 4 exons. Gene Ontology annotation, biological process: translation. The coding region runs from base 1 to 423 and encodes 140 amino acids.
AUGUCUAAGAGAGGUCGUGGCGGUGCCGCCGGCAACAAGCUCAAGAUGACUCUCGGUCUGCCUGUUGGCGCCGUGAUGAACUGCUGCGACAACUCCGGUGCUCGCAACUUGUACAUCAUCUCCGUCAAGGGUAUCGGUGCCCGCCUGAACCGUCUUCCCGCUGCUGGUGUCGGAGACAUGGUCAUGGCCACCGUCAAGAAGGGAAAGCCCGAGCUCCGCAAGAAGGUGAUGCCCGCUGUCGUUGUCCGCCAGAGCAAGCCUUGGCGCCGCCCCGACGGUAUCUUCCUGUACUUCGAGGACAACGCAGGAGUUAUCGUCAACGCCAAGGGUGAGAUGAAGGGUUCCGCCAUCACCGGUCCCGUCGGAAAGGAAGCUGCUGAGCUCUGGCCCCGUAUUGCCUCCAACUCCGGUGUCGUCAUGUAA